Magnolia sinica is the source of this 405-nucleotide messenger RNA. Its product is annotated as putative protein TIC 214 N-terminal part. Bases 1 to 405 code for a protein of 134 amino acids. Gene Ontology annotation, cellular component: membrane. The record is from RefSeq and is a predicted model, not a curated record. Lineage: Eukaryota; Viridiplantae; Streptophyta; Magnoliopsida; Magnoliales; Magnoliaceae. The transcript has a single exon.
AUGAUUUUGAAAUCUUUUCUACUAGGUAAUCUAUUAUCCUUAUGCAUGAAGAUAAUAAAUUCGGUCGUUGUGGUCGGACUCUAUUAUGGAUUUCUGACCACAUUCUCCAUAGGGCCCUCUUAUCUCUUCCUUCUCCGAGCUCGGGUUAUGGAAGAAGGAACCGAGAAGGAGGUAUCAGCAACAACUGGUUUUAUUACGGGACAGCUCAUGAUGUUCAUAUCGAUCUAUUAUGCGCCUCUGCAUCUAGCAUUGGAUAGACCUCAUACAAUAACUGUCCUAGUUCUACCGUAUCUUUUGUUUCAUUUCUUCUGGAACAAUCACAAACACUUUUUUGAUUAUGGAUCUACUACCCUUCACUCAAUCCGAACUCAAACUGUGUCAAGUUUGAAUUACCUAGUAACUUAA